AUGGAUCCUUGGAACGAUAUCGGUUCAUCUACCACCUCGAAGCGGGCUGCUGUCCCUGUGAAACCUGUUCCAGACAGCUGGGACGACGAUGAGGAUGAAGACGACAAUCAGAAGAUAUGGGAGGACGCGAAUUCCCAUGCCCCCAUGCCUCAGCUGAUCAUCACGAAUACGAGCACAAGUGCGGCAUCUUUGCCGCCUCCAGCUGCCGCAAUACAGCCUGCGAUGCGUAUUUUGAAACGUUCCCCGACAGCCACGCCUCAGCCUACACCCUUGCCUAACUCGACUUCGCACAAAACUUUGGCCGAGCGCGAAGCGCAAUAUCAGGCUGCAAGGCAACGCAUAUUUGCCAAUAGCCACGCAGAACCGAUCGCCCCUUCGAUUUCCAAGUUGGCGGAGGGCAAGGUCGCCUCUACGCCGAUGAUUCUGCGAGAUCCUCGAGGUCCGGAGUUCGGCGACGGAAAACUAGAGGGGUUUUCUAAGAGGACUAUCACGAAACCAGACAGUAACACACACACUCGCGGACAAUCGUGACAUACGGCCUAUCAGUGUACUCUCUUGAUUUGAAUCGGCGGUCUUGCUGUUAUAUAUUGGACCAUAUCUCC
Molecule: messenger RNA, 602 nt
Organism: Punctularia strigosozonata HHB-11173 SS5
Lineage: Eukaryota; Fungi; Basidiomycota; Agaricomycetes; Corticiales; Punctulariaceae
Exons: 3
Coding region: 1-531 (176 amino acids)
Source: RefSeq, a predicted model, not a curated record